Molecule: messenger RNA, 3053 nt
Organism: Trifolium pratense (red clover)
Lineage: Eukaryota; Viridiplantae; Streptophyta; Magnoliopsida; Fabales; Fabaceae
Product: CRM-domain containing factor CFM3A, chloroplastic/mitochondrial
Exons: 9
Coding region: 282-2816 (844 amino acids)
Biological process (GO): RNA splicing, via transesterification reactions
Molecular function (GO): mRNA binding
Source: RefSeq, a predicted model, not a curated record
UAGUAUUAUUCAAUUUGUUGAAUUUGUUAAAAUUUCAGAUAAUUUUUUAGAUUUUUAGAUAUCAUACUGUGAGUUUUCAGUUUUUACUUCCAGGUUCCUAUCCACUAUCAAGCUUUGGCGCUACCAAAAAACCCACCUUUCAUAUCAUAUUUGUUUCUCCAGGACAAGGUAAGAACCAUAAGCUACUUCUUCAAUUUCAAUUUCAACCCAACGCAACAUCAUAAUCAUAGUUUAAUUUCCACUCUUCAUUCAUAUGAAUAUAUCAUCGUAAUCAUUCAUCAAUGGCGGCUCUUCUACCCACGCGCCAACUUCAACCAUCUUCCAACUUCAGUUCUCUCCGUUUCUUCACCUAUACUUCUUCUUCAAUUCAUAAAAACUUCAUUUUCAAAACACCCACAAAAAAUUUCACUUUUCUUUCUUUCAAAAACCCAAUUUUUCACUGUAAAACCUUCUCUACUGAUACCUGGUUGAAACGCUGGAAUCAACCCUCUUCUAAAUACUAUCGUCAGAAACCGCCGCGCGCUGUUGUUGAUUAUCAAGGUUCUGGAAAUGGGCAUUCAUCAAAAUCUGAUUUUUCAAGCUCUGAUGAUGAGGGUGUUGGUGGUAGUAGAAUGGAUAGGAUUGUUGAAAAAUUGAAGAAAUUUGGGUAUGAGAGUGAUGAAAAUGAGAAUAUGGAUCAUAGAAUAAACGAGAGAGUGAUUGAAAAAGGGUCAGUGGAGGAUAUAUUUCAUGUGGAAGAAGGAAUGUUGCCUAAUACAAGAGGUGGAUUUUCGCCAGAAUCGCCAUUUGGGAUUGGAAGCUUUGGAAGUGAUGGUGGUGGUGGGGAAGUUAGGUUUCCUUGGGAGAAACCAGUGGUGGUGGAUGAAGAGGAAGAGGAGAGGAGGGUUUUGAGGAAGAAAAGUAAGACAUCUAUGGCGGAAUUGACUCUUCCUGAGUCUGAGUUGAGGAGGUUGCUCAAGUUAACUUUUCAGAAGAAGCAUAAGACAAGAGUUGGAGGUGGCGGUGUUACUCGAGCUGUUGUUGAGAAGAUUCAUGAGAGGUGGAAGACAUCUGAGAUUGUUAGGCUUAAGUUUGAAGGUGAUGCUGCACUUAACAUGAAGAGGAUGCAUGAGAUGCUCGAGAAAAAAACUGGUGGUCUGGUGAUUUGGAGGUCUGGCAAUUCUGUUUCCUUAUACAGGGGUGUGAGCUACAAGGAUCCUUCAAUACAACAUAAUAAACAGUUAUAUAGGAAAAUUGAGAAACCUUCAGAGUUUCUAUCAGCACCGUCAGAUGAUUUUGCAGUGAAACCUUCUGAAUUUACUUCUAACUCUGAGGCAAAGACAUCAUUGGAAAAAUUGGAAUCUGGAAAUGAUCAGAAAGAAAAAAUUAGUCUGCCAAAAGUCAGUUAUGAAGAGGAAGUAGACAAGUUAUUGGAUAGUCUAGGUCCUAGAUAUACAGAUUGGCCUGGAUGUGAGCCAUUGCCUGUCGACGCGGAUAUGCUUCCUCCAACUGUUCCUGGUUACCAACCUCCCUUCAGAGUGCUUCCUUUUGGAGUGAGACCGACACUUGGUUUCAAGGAGGCAACUGCUCUACGAAGGAUUGCUAGGGGACUCCCUCCACAUUUUGCAUUAGGUAGAAACAGGCAGCUUCAAGGUUUAGCUGCAGCCAUGAUCAAAUUAUGGGAAAAAAGUUCUAUCGCAAAAGUUGCACUCAAACGUGGUGUGCAGCUAACUACCAGCGAGAGAAUGGCAGAAGAGAUCAAGAAAUUGACAGGUGGCAUAAUACUCUCCAGAAAUAAAGAUUUCUUGGUCUUUUAUCGAGGGAAGAAUUUUUUAUCACCAGAUGUCACUGAAGCCUUGCUAGAGAGGGAAAGAAUGGCAAAAGUAAUGCAAGAUGAGGAGGAGCAAGCAAGAUUGAGAGCGUCAUCAUUGAUCUUACCAGCUAUUAGUAAAUCCGAGUCGUCAGCGGAGGCUGGGACUCUUGGUGAAACUUUGGAUGCAGAUGCAAAGUGGGGAAAGAAAUUGGAUGAGAGUCACAAGCAAAAUGUUAUGAGAGAAGUAGAACAACAACGGCAUGCCAACCUUGUUAGAAAGUUAGAAGAAAAGCUUUCACUUGCUGAAAGAAAGAUAAUGAGAGCCGAAAGAGCCCUAACGAAGGUGGAGGUGUCUUUGAAGCCAUCAGAAAAUAGAUCAGACCCUGAAAGUAUCACUGAUGAAGAGAGAUUUAUGUUUCGCAAAUUAGGAUUACGGAUGAAAGCUUUCUUACUUAUGGGUAGACGUGGAGUUUUUGAUGGUACUAUCGAGAACAUGCACUUGCAUUGGAAGUACCGGGAACUGGUCAAAAUAAUUGUGAAGGCUAACACCUUUGAACAGGUAAAAAAAAUUGCACUAGCACUUGAAGCUGAGAGUGGAGGUGUUCUGGUUUCAGUUGACAAAGUUUCGAAAGGAUAUUCUAUACUUGUAUACCGAGGAAAGGAUUACCAACGUCCUUCAAUGUUGAGACCAAAGAAUCUCUUGACAAAGAGAAAGGCACUGGCUCGUUCAAUUGAGCUUCAACGACAUGAGGCACUUUCGAGUCACAUUACAACUUUGCAGAGUAAAGUGGAGAAGUUAAGAUCCGAAAUAGAACAAAUAGAGAAAGUAAAGGAUGAAGGAGAUGAAGAAUUGUAUAACAAAUUAGAUUUGGCUUAUUCUAGAGAUGAUGAUAGCUCGGAGGUGGAGGAUGAUGGUGAGGAAGGAGAUGAGGCAGCUGUUGAGAGCUACAAUGUUGAAAAUGAUGGUGAAGUUGAAAAUAAUACUAUUUAUUUCCAACCUGAGGAAUUUGCCUCACGUAGUUGAAGGUGAAGGGCCGUGAUUUUGUGGAUUCCUGGUGCCUAUGUAAAUCAUUAAUGGCGAACGCAUCUGAUUGACGAAGAAUGUAAUAGCUCGUUCAGAUUAUAUAAUAUCACGGUUAGUGUAAGAUGUAUGUAUAUACAUUUGUUGGUAUGAAGAAUAGGAACACUAUGUUAGCUUAUAGGAAAACAUUCUGCUGAUUCUCAUUCUGAUAUUGAAUAGAAAUAAUUUUUCUAUGAAUAA